Culex quinquefasciatus (southern house mosquito) is the source of this 1230-nucleotide messenger RNA. Its product is annotated as YLP motif-containing protein 1. The record is from RefSeq and is a predicted model, not a curated record. NCBI's taxonomy places the organism in Eukaryota, Metazoa, Arthropoda, Insecta, Diptera, Culicidae.
AUUGGGGGCGGUCCGGACGAUUCGGAGGAGGAGUACGAUGCGCUGAACGAUGAGACGUUUGGGCAGGCACGGGAGGGGGACUGGGAGGAGCUGCACGAGGAUCCGCCGGUCCGGUUGGAUCAGCGGGAGGGUGGGGAUGGCGAUUCGGGGCCGGAUUCGGACUUGGAUAUGAACUUUUCCAGCGUUCGGAUUGACAACUUGGAGCUGGACGAUGAUAACGAGUCGGAGGCGAGGUUGCAGCUGGAUCCGAGCGUGUGGACGAUGCCGAGCAAGCCGGAGACGCCGCGGCCGCAGUUGCCACAUCCGGCGAUGCAGCAGCACCAUCCGCAGAGUGGCCCCUUUGUCGGUCUUCCGCCCAACUUCCCGCUGCCGAAUCAGGCUCAGAUGCGCAUCUGUUCGGUGGAGGAGAUCGAGCAGAACAUGAUCAAGCAGCAGGCGCAGCACUCGAUGCCGCCGGAGGUUCCCCAGCAGCUGCCGCCGUUUCAUCUUCCGGGCAUGGGACUGCCUCGUCCGCCGCCCGGAUUUCCCGGCAUGAUGAAUCACCAGCCGCCGUUGACGAUUCCGGUGAACUUUCCGCCGCCGUUGAACAUGGUUCCCCCGUUGCCACCGUUGCACCUGCUCCAGACGAACGUUCCGCCGCCGUUUCCGAUGAAUGUGCCGCCGCCGAAUUUCCCCGGAGGUGAGAGCCACGCGAAUUUCAACCAACGGCUGGUUCAGGAGAUUCAGCAAAACCAUCCGAUGCUGAACCAGCACCGUCAACACCAGCAACAGGGUCAGAAUCGCUACCAGCAGCAGCACAAUAAUCGGCAGAACUACCACCAGAACCAGCAGCAGAUGCAGCAUCACCGUGGCAAGCUGAACCGGUCGGGCGAGUACGACGAGUACGCGAACCUGAUGAGCGAACGGGACAAGCAGUGGCUGCUGGCCUUUGUACUUAACGCCCAAUACCCACCUGAUGCCAAACCCAUGUGGACGUUCAUCCAUAAGCAUGCGUAUGGCCUGGUUUUUGACAACGAUACAAAAUACGCCUGCGUUGUAAGCCCCUUGCAUAUUUAUCUAAACCUCCCGCUAAGUAAUUUCUAUCGUAUUGUAUUUAUUGUGAAGAUUGUGAAUUAUUUAUUUAUUUUUAAUGUGUAAAUUUAUGCUUUGACUGAAUAUAUUGUCCUAUAAUUUGAUCUAUUGAUUGAGUUUUUAUUUAAUAAGUAAAGAAAGUAAAGCAAUAACUUUACU